AUGAUCUCCAUUGAGACUCAACAUUUUAAUUUCAAUCGGACUCUCCUACUCGCAAUCGGUUUAUGGCCACAUCAGAAAUCAAAAUUUGGUCGACUUCAGACAACUUUGUGUUUUGGUAUUCUGACAAGCUAUGUUAUAUUCCAGUUCACAGCGUUGAUAACAAGAAAAUGUACUGCUGAUCUUAUCAUCAAAAUUUUUUCUUCCGCAACAUUCUUUUGUUUUUAUAUAAUUAAGUACAAUAUGUUCUGGAUUAACACUCAUCAUGUGAGAAAUUUGUUGGAGCAACUACAGUUUAUCUGUAACGAAUUAAAAGACAAAAACGAAUUUGCAAUCAUUAAAAAGUAUGGAAAUAACGCAAAACUUUGUACAGCCAUAAGUUCAUUGUUCGCCAUAUGCAGUACAUUUUCUCUUAUUUUACUGCCAAUUUGGCCACAGAUCUUUAGUACUGUCUUGCACAUAAACGAGUCUCGAAUACAGAGUCAGGCAAUACAAAUCACAACUGAAUACUUCGUCGAUCAAGAAAAAUAUUUCUAUUUAAUUUUACUGCAUACAAACACGGUUAUUUGUAUUGGGGCGACUACGUUGACAGCGACGGGAACAAUGCUCUUAGGAUGCGCCAUACACGCCUGUGGAUUGUUUAGAGUUGCAAGUUAUCGUAUGGAACAAAUAAUGACAAUCAAAAUGCUCCAAAAUACUAACUUGAAGAAUAGGAUUAUGAUAUGUAAUAAAAUAUUUUACGCCGUCAAAAUCCAUCGCAAGGCUUUGAAGUUUACCGACAUAUUGAUAUCUAGUUUUGAAGGAUCGUUUUUACUAUUAAUAACAGUUAGUGUGAUUUGUUUGAGCCUGAAUAUUUAUGCAGUUUAUCGGAAUGCAUUGCUUGGAAAUGAGGAAGCUAUUUUAUUACACUUUAUAGUUAUAUCUGUCAUGCUUUUAUAUUCGUUUAUAGCUAACUAUGCCGGGCAAGAAAUUACAAAUCACAACAAUCACGUAUACUUCACAGCGUACAAUAUUCAAUGGUAUAUGGCACCAUUACAUGCACAGAAAAUGAUACUUUUUAUUUUGCGAAGAGGCAAUCAAGCUUCCAAUUUAAAUGUUGCCGGACUGUUUGUACCAUCACUAGAAAGUUUCGCCAUGCUAACAAAAGCAUCGAUGUCUUAUUUCACCGUUUUAUAUUCUAUGCAACAAUGAUACGAAGACAUAUUAUCUGAAAAAUCGGCCAGAAAAUAUUUUUUAAAAUAAUAAAAUGUGAAAUAUUAAAAUGUGUGUGUGUG
Formica exsecta is the source of this 1271-nucleotide messenger RNA. RefSeq lists its product as uncharacterized. Gene Ontology annotation, biological process: detection of chemical stimulus involved in sensory perception of smell; sensory perception of smell. The transcript is spliced from 9 exons. Gene Ontology annotation, cellular component: plasma membrane. Lineage: Eukaryota; Metazoa; Arthropoda; Insecta; Hymenoptera; Formicidae. The record is from RefSeq and is a predicted model, not a curated record. Gene Ontology annotation, molecular function: odorant binding; olfactory receptor activity. Bases 1 to 1188 code for a protein of 395 amino acids.